AUGAGCUUCAAAGAUAAGGUUUCUGGGGAUUUUGGCAUGGCUGAGGAUCAAUUGGUGAUUGGUGAUGAUGAUUUUCUCAUCAAGCAAAGGGAGAUUCCUUCAAUCCAAUUUUCUAAAAAAGUUAAGAGCUAUCUGUAUCGGCCAUGGCACACUGCUGUAAUUCUUAAGCUCAUGGGUCGGCCUAUGUCUUAUGUUUUCUUGAGGACUCGUCUUCUUCAGAAGUGGGAUCUUAAGGGUCCGAUGAGCCUAAUCGAUUUGGAGAAUAAUUAUUUCAUUGCUAAGUUUCUGUUAGUGGAAGAUAUGCGGUAUGUUCUCUCGGGUGGUACUUGGAAAAUUGUUGGGUAG
Molecule: messenger RNA, 345 nt
Organism: Prunus armeniaca (apricot)
Lineage: Eukaryota; Viridiplantae; Streptophyta; Magnoliopsida; Rosales; Rosaceae
Source: the annotation of a GenBank genome assembly